Megalops cyprinoides (Indo-Pacific tarpon) is the source of this 652-nucleotide messenger RNA. RefSeq names its product NADH:ubiquinone oxidoreductase subunit B9 (gene ndufb9). The record is from RefSeq and is a predicted model, not a curated record. The transcript has 4 exons. Lineage: Eukaryota; Metazoa; Chordata; Actinopteri; Elopiformes; Megalopidae. The coding region runs from base 61 to 588 and encodes 175 amino acids. Gene Ontology annotation, biological process: mitochondrial electron transport, NADH to ubiquinone.
CAGGUCUGCACUCCUGUCAUAUGAAGGUGAACCUGGUCAGGGGGAGAUCCGGGGUGGAAGAUGGCAGCUGCCUAUCUUACCCAUCAACAAAAGGUCCUUCGACUUUAUAAAAAAGCGUUGAGACACCUGGAAUCAUGGUGUAUUUUUAGGGAUAAAUACCGGUUCUACGCCUGCUUGCUGAGGGCACGCUUCGAUGACAAUAAGAAUGAGAAGGACAUGGUUAAAGCCACGAUGAUGCUCAAAGCGGGGGAAGAGGAGUUCUGGGCUAACCAGCACCCGCAGGUCUACCUGUUCCCAGAUUCCCCUGGCGGGACCUCCUACGAGAGAUAUGACAGCUACAAGGUCCCUGAAUGGUGCUUGGAUUAUUGGCAUCCCUCAGAGAAGGCCAUGUAUCCAGACUAUUUUGCCAAGAGGGAACAGUGGAAGAAGCUCCGAGAGCAGAGCUGGGACAGAGAGGUGCAGCAGCUGGAGGAGGAGACCCCAGCCGGUGGGCCUAGGUCCGAGGCCCUGCCCCCCGCCCGCAAGGAGGGAGACCUUCCUCCCCUAUGGUGGCAGUAUGUCACCCGCCCCAGGGAGCGCCCUGUCUGAAGCCCUUGGGCAAAGGCUGCUGGGAUACACAGGAACAGCUCUUGUGCCUCCUGUUCUUGAUACC